Molecule: messenger RNA, 1354 nt
Organism: Moneuplotes crassus
Lineage: Eukaryota; Ciliophora; Spirotrichea; Euplotida; Euplotidae
Source: the annotation of a GenBank genome assembly
AAUAAAAUGUUUGGAAGUUACAGCAAAGCAGGCAAGAACAGUGGAUUCAUGUUCAGAGAGAAACUUCGAGAAAAGAAGAGCCAAUACUCGGUAAUAACCGCUAAAGAACGUAAGAAGAAGAAAGUCAAGAAAGUUGACCCCAGAAUGGCAUGAUUCAAGUCACUUUCGAGAGAUAGGAGAGCGCUGAUCGAGGGAUCUAGGGAUGUCACAAACAUCCCACCUGUUGGAAAAUAUAAUAAUAACCCCAAGAGAAGAAUCAGAGGAGGGUAUAUCUCCCAGACAAGACAUCCUGACCAAAGUGAUUUUUUAACAAACUUAUCACAUAAGAAGAUUAAUAGCAGGGAUGCUUCCAAUAAUAUUUCUGCUGCAAUGUUGAAGGUUCAGAAAAUUAUCACAGAGCCGAUAUGUGAGAAACUUCUUGGCGUAAUUUCAGGGAAUACAACGAAGAACUCUAAUGACCAAUCCUUCAAAAGGAAGUUUCAUAAAAAGAAAGAUGAGGAAGAGAAGAGGUUAAAUUCUGAUGAGUCAAAAACUGAAGUCAAAAUCAAUAUCGCAAAGAAACCCAAAUCAGCCCACCAAAGAAAAAGACUCAAGGGAAGGGCUCAGAUAAGAGCCAAAACUGCUUGGCAAGACCCUAAUAAAACAGGAUUCAAAGAAAAUAGAACUUCUAGAGACUUUAGGAAGAAUGGCUUUGAUGCCCAAAAGCUUAAAUAUGAGAAUAACAUCUCUCAUUAUGGAGACUUUAGGAACACUACAAGCCCUACAAAGUACAAUCUUGUGAUAUCAAGUAAGGACAGGUACCUUGAGGUAGCCUCCUCAAUUGGCCCUAAAGGAGUGACUUCCCAUAUUCCAGGCGUAGAUUUCGACAAAAUUAUCAAAAGAGAUUCCUUCCUUAACAGUGGGCCUGAUGUGAACGAGAAGAGAUUUGAGCUACUCAAAACUCCAGAAUCAUGGAAUAAAUACAAUAAUAAUUUCCAAGUCAUCCGAGUUAAUAAGACUCCAAAAGAGCAAAGCCAAGAUACUAAGGAUUACAACCCUAAUAAAGAGCCUACAAUGCAGAAAUUAAACACUUGUAUUCCAAAUUUUAAGCUGAAUAAGGACUUUAACCGAACAGGAUUUCUCAAUUUAUGUAAAGAACCUCGGCCCGAAGUGUAUGAAAUCCAGAAAGCUAGAGAAAAGCUCACUACUGUCAAAAGUUUCAGCAUCAAACGGUCUUGCAAAAGAGACUUGAAAAUGUACAAACAAACCGAAGCUUAUGCUAAUAUCCAGAACGAGAAUGAGAAAUAUGACUACAUCCGGAGACUUAUGAGCUCUUAAGGACUAACAAACACAAAGGAAUUUACUUAAAAACCUU